AUGUCUGUUUAUGUCAACCUGAUCUCCCCUCUUUCUGUUCGCAUCUGUAUAUCAAACACAUCUUAUUCAUCCCCAUUUCACUCUCUCUCUCUCUUUCUCUAUGUUAAUCUAUAUCUACCUGUUCAUCACCCUCUAUCUCUCUCUCUAUCUGAAUAUCUGCUCAUAUCUAUCUAUCUAUCUAUCUAUCUAUCUAUCUAUCUAUCUAUCUAUCUAUCUAUCCGUGUUGUGGUUGAAUUUUGCUCUCCUUUUCUAUCUAUCUAUCUAUCUAUCUAUCUAUCUAUCUAUCUAUCUAUAUAUAUCUAUUUCAGCCUAUUCAUCAUCCUCUAUCCCACACAUUAUCCGCUCAUGUCUCUCUCACUUUAUCCCAUAAAUACACAACACCGAUUUUCUCUACAAAUUACCCGGUUUAAUUAUCUAUCUAUCUAUCUAUCUAUCUAUCUAUCUAUCUCUCUCUCUCUCUCUCUCUAUAUAUAUAUAUAUAUAUAUAUAUAUAUAUAUAUAUAUAUAUAUAUAUAUAUAUCAAAUUUUCAUCAAAUAUCUCUCUCCCACAAUGUACAUACUUUUCUUUCUUUCUUUCUGUCUGUGUAUAUACUUUUUCUUUCACAUUUUUCCUUUGAUUAUAUAUUCUUAUUUCUUUCUUUUUUCUUUCUUUCUUUCUUUCUUGGUAUAAUCUUUUUGUUUCUUAUUCUUUCUUUUCAUUAUGUAUUCCUCAUUUUUUUUUCUUUCUAUCGUUGUAUAUUCUUCUUUGUCAUUCUUUCUUUUCAUUAUAUAUUCUUAUUUUUUCUUUCUUUCUUGGUAUAUACUUUUUUGUUUCUCAUUCUAUAUAUAUAUAUAUAUUCUUCUUUCAUUCUUCCUUGGAAUAAUCUUUUUGAUUCUCAUUCUUUCUUUUCAUUAUAUAUUCUUCUUUCUUUCUUUAUUUCUUUCUUUCUAUCAUUCUUUCUUUGUAUAUACUUUUUCUUCCUCAUUUUUCGUUUCAUUAUAUAUUCUUCUUCCUUUCUUGGUAUAAUCAUUUUGUUUCUUAUUCUUUUUUAUUAUGUAUUCCUUUCUUUCUUUCUUUUUUUGUAUAUUUUUCUUCUUUCUCAUUCUUUCUUUAAAUUAUAUAUUCUCCUUUUUUUUCUUUCUUUCUUUCUUUCUUUGAAUAUUCUUUUUCGUUUACAUUCUUUCUCCUCAUUUUCUAUAAUAUUUCUUGUCAUGGCUUACAGUCACAUCACAUUGAUAAACCGGUUCCACCUAUCUAUCUAUCUAUCUAUCUAUCUAUCUAUCUAUUUUAGCCUGCUUAUACUAUCUAUCUAUCUAUCUAUCUAUCUAUCUAUCUAUCUAUCUAUCUAUCUAUCUAUCAGCCUCUUUAUCGGUCUUAACCUUAUAUCGAUCUUAUAUCUAUCUAUCUAUCUAUCUAUCUAUCUAUCUAUCUAUCUAUCUAUCUCAGUCUUUCUUUAUCUAUCUAUCUAUCUAUCUAUCUAUCUAUCUAUCUAUCUAUCUAUCCUAGCCUCUUUACUAUUUAAGUAUCGUUAUAUCUAUCUUAAUAUCUUUAUCUAUCUAUCUAUCUAUCUAUCUAUCUAUCUAUCUAUCUAUCCUAGCCUCUUUAUCUAUUUAAGUAUCCUUAUAUCUAUCUAUCUAUCUAUCUAUCUAUCUAUCUAUCUAUCUCUGUGA
Messenger RNA from Acanthosepion pharaonis, 1650 nucleotides. The record is from the annotation of a GenBank genome assembly. Lineage: Eukaryota; Metazoa; Mollusca; Cephalopoda; Sepiida; Sepiidae.